Astyanax mexicanus (Mexican tetra) is the source of this 2673-nucleotide messenger RNA. It is a transcript of the gene ints13, whose product is annotated as integrator complex subunit 13. Lineage: Eukaryota; Metazoa; Chordata; Actinopteri; Characiformes; Acestrorhamphidae. The transcript is spliced from 17 exons. Gene Ontology annotation, cellular component: integrator complex. Bases 335 to 2464 code for a protein of 709 amino acids. The record is from RefSeq and is a predicted model, not a curated record. Gene Ontology annotation, biological process: regulation of mitotic cell cycle; centrosome localization.
AAUGUAACGCUCUCUGUAGUCGCCCGGAGUUGUUUGAAUGUGUGUCCGCUUAGUACAACAGCGCUUCAGGUCCUGUAGUUUACCAAUUUACAACUAAACAGCGUGAUUAAAUUCGAUUAAACCGCUUCCUGCUGUAAAAACAGCCUCUCCGACACUUAAUACCGCCGUUUAUCUUCCGGAAUAUACCGCAGAACCGCCGCUAUACUGGAGGAAACGCAGCACAACCGACCCUGACAAUGCUAAGCUAAGCUAAGCUAAUCAUCAGCCCUGGCUGUUCUACAGGAACCCAGCAGCUUCAUCUGAUCAGCGGUAAUUAUCCUGGAGCGGCAGCAGGAUGAGGGUGUUCUCUGUCUCCCACAAGACGGUGUUUGUGGUGGAUCACUGCCCGUACAUGGCCGAGUCCAGCAGGCAGCAGAUCGAGUGUGAUGUUCUGACGAAGAGUCGAUCUCAGGGCGUGAUUCCUUUAGCACCGGUCUCUAAAUCUCUGUGGACGUGUGCUGUGGAGUGCUCUAUGGAGUACUGUCGCAUUCUCUACGACAUCUACCCUUCUAAAAAACUCGUGAAUUACAUCGUCAGCGAUUCUGAAUUCCACAUCUUGAAUAGUUGGAGACAGGAGGACCAGAGCGUUCAGGAGUUAAUGGCUGCACUGGCAGCUGUAGGUCCUCCGAACCCUCGUGAAGAUCCAGAGUGCUGCAGUAUUCUGCACGGACUGGUGGCAGCGGUGGAGUCGCUCUGUAAGAUCACAGAGUAUCAGCACGAGUCUCGAACCUCACUGAUGGACAUGGCGGAGAGAGUGGCCAACAGGGGGCGCAUCAUCUGCCUCACUAAUGCCAAAAGUGAUACACACGUACGGAUGCUGGAGGACUGUGUGCUGGAAACGAUUCAGGAACAGAAUAAGCUGGCUGCUGGAUCUGACAGACUUAUGCCCAUCCAGCAGUGUGAGCUGGUUCUGGUCCAUAUAUUCCCACAAGGAGACGACACGCUCGUAUCCGACCGGCCAAAGAAAGAGGUGAGAUUGAGAGAUAUCUCCUCUGUGCUGAGCAGUGAGGUGCACAGCGUUCGAGCCGGGAGACAUUUGGCCUCCAAACUGAACGUUUUAGUGCAGCAACACUUCGACCUGGCCUCCACCACCAUCACCAACAUUCCCAUGAAGGAGGAGCAGCACGCCAACACCUCUGCUAACUAUGAUGUAGAGCUUUUGCAUCACCGAGACGCCCACAUGGAGUUUAUUAAGAGCGGUGAUCUGCACAUGGUGGGCACCACCAGCAGAGACAGUGGUCUGAAGGAGACGGUGACUCUGAAGUGGUGCACUCCUCGCACCAACAGUGUAGAGCUGCAUUACUGCACUGGAGCGUACCGCAUCUCUCCUGUAGACGUCAACAGCAGACCCUCCUCCUGUCUCACCAACUUUUUACUAAAUGGUCGAUCUGUGCUGCUGGAACAGCCCCGUAAAUCUGGCUCUAAGGUGAUCAGUCAUAUGCUGAGCUGCCACGGCGGAGAGAUAUUCCUGCACGUCCUCAACAGCACUCGCUCCACACUGGAGGAUCCACCGUCCAUCAGUGAGGGCUGCGGAGGACGUGUUACCGACUACCGAAUCACAGACUUUGGGGAGUUUAUGAGGGAGAAUCGUCUCACUCCGUUUCCAGAUAUGCCAGUAGAUGCAGCUGGGAGAUUACCAUUCGAACGAGCCAAAGCCCAACUGGAGCGCCACACCCGCUACUGGCCCAUGAUCAUUUCACAAACUACCAUCUUCAACAUGCAGGCAGUCGUUCCUUUAGCGAAUCUGAUAGUUAAAGAUUCUCUGACGGAAGACGAUGUGCUGACGUGUCAGAAGACCGUGUAUAAUCUAGUAGAUAUGGAAAGGAAAAAUGACCCAUUACCCAUCUCUACAGUGGGGUCCAGAGGCAAAGGACCUAAACGGGAUGAGCAGUACCGCAUUAUGUGGAAUGAGCUGGAGACCCUGGUGAAGACUCACGUUGGAACUAGUGAACGACACCAGCAGGUCCUGGAGUGCAUCGGCGCCUGCCGCAGUAAACCUCCCGAGGAGGAGGAAAGGAAGAAACGAGGGAGGAAAAGGGAGGAUAAGGAGGAUAAAACAGAGAAGAAUGGUAAAGAGUCGGAGGAGAAGACGUGGACUCAAGACUCUGAAAGACCGAAGGGAUUAACUGAGCGAGAGAAAGAUGAUCAGAGUGAAUCUGAGGUUAUUAAAGAUUCUCCUGAUUCUCCAGAGCCGUUCAAUAAGAAACCUCGACUCGCCUCAGAGGAGAUCGUGUCUAUAGAGAAAUCUAAAGGCCCGGUCUCUUUACUCAGUCUGUGGACCAGCAGAAUAACGCAGGCGAACUCCAGAAAACACCAGGAGUUCGCUGGAAGAAUCAGUUCUGUGAAUAAUAAAGCAGAGCUUUACCAACAUCUCAAAGAUGAGAACGGGAUGGACGUGCACGAGAACGGGAAAGCCUCCAGAUGAUGUGGAGACGUACAGGACCCUGUGCUUCCUGUAGAAUCAGUGAUUAUCUGAAGAAAAACAUCUUGUUUUAAUGAAAUAAGUCAGGACGGUUUCUGUGUGGCCGAGGAAUCACGCUCUUGUUUGACGAAGAGCCUUUUUUACCCUGAAAUUUGUACAAAGAAACUAAAAAAAAUCAAUAAAAGACCUCAGAGUCAGAGUGUGUUUUCCCA